AUGAGAAAGAUCAUUGAGUCUAGGAGGUAUCUUCUACAAGCCCCAAACCUUCAUGGUGACCUGCAUUUGAGAUUUGCUGUUGUGGCAUCUCAAUCUAAGUUCUCUAUAAAAAAGAUGUACAUUGCUAUGCUGCCACAGCAUCCUAAAGUACCAUGGAAGUGUCUCACAUUGCAAGCUGGAAUCCACCCUAGAUAUAAAUUCAUCUUAUGGUUAACAAUGAGGAGAAGGCUAGCUACUGUAGACAGGCUCUUUAAAUUUGGAAUCAUUGUCCCUCCAACUUGUGUUUUCUGCAAUACUUAUGAUGAGACCUUGCUUCAUUUAUUUUUUUACUGCACUGCUACUAAAGCAUUAUGGCACAGGAUGCUAGUUUGGUUAGGGGUACACAGAGCAAUUGGAAGUUGGCAAGAGGAAGUUCAAUGGACUACUACAAUGGUAAAGAGGAAGUCUGGCAGGGGAGCAAUUACCAGUGCUGUUUUUGCUAUGGUGAUUGCUCUGGUCUGGAGAGAUAGAGAUCUAAUCAGGUUCCAAAGCCAUAACUACAAUGAAGAUAGAUUAUGCAAAGAGAUUGUUGUCCAUCUGCAUAUUAGAGGUAGAACAAGAAGGAAAUGGCAACCAGUAUUGUCCCAGCUGAAUCCUAUGCCAUAA
Molecule: messenger RNA, 645 nt
Organism: Lycium ferocissimum
Lineage: Eukaryota; Viridiplantae; Streptophyta; Magnoliopsida; Solanales; Solanaceae
Exons: 1
Coding region: 1-645 (214 amino acids)
Source: RefSeq, a predicted model, not a curated record